AUGGUUACAUUCACGUCUUCUUCCGGGUCAGCACCCGCCCGAUCCUCAUAUCGGGAGGAGUUGGCAAAGCUGAGGGAAUCCAAAACCCUUACCAAGGAACUUAUUCUUGAGUGUGUCGAGACUCUGUUGCCACAAGACCCCGUGUAUACUUUGGCAGUAAAGAACUGGUAUUUCCUCGAUCAGAAAUCGCGAUCUUACCUCGCCAAGGCGUUAGGGCCGGACGAGGACUUCCCCUAUAUCAAUGAUCAUCUGAUUCUAGCCACGGAACCAACACAAUCCAGUGGGGUCUAUUGCCAUUUCGAGGAGUUGGUUGCUUCCGGCAUGCUCAAGCCUCCCAGCGGUUACACGAACUUGAACGACUCUGCUUCUAGUGAUGCGGCUGUUAGAGCAGCGCCUAGCGAGAUCCAUCCCGCUGGCUCUUCUCAUUCACCUGCCAAGUCAUCCGUUUUCGCACCUCUUCCUCCCUCGCCUACCUUUUCCCCCGAGUCCCCAGGUAUUUAUUGGAAAUCUCUUCCACCUACCCCCAAUAUUCACCCGCAGCCCGUAGGUGAAAACCAAAACACGAAGCCUGCCAGCGGAAACUUUUUUGGACAAAGAGAUCCGUUGUCGUUCAGAGACCAGCACAGUAUCACCGGCGUUAAAACCCCCGGUAAGGCGCAAACUGUCGCUUCUGGAGGCGGUCUCUUUGGCGCGCGUGAAUCGUCCGGAACGAGUAUCGCAAACCUUCCUUUGCCCGGAACGCCCCUGACACGCUUAGAUCUUUGGUCAUGA
This is a messenger RNA of Clonostachys solani, 771 nucleotides long. Lineage: Eukaryota; Fungi; Ascomycota; Sordariomycetes; Hypocreales; Bionectriaceae. The record is from the annotation of a GenBank genome assembly.